UAUUUCAAUGUAUUGACGGUUAAUCCUGCUUGUUUGAUUUAACCUGUUCUUUCCUUGUAUUUGUGUAUUCAACCUGGCAGUUUUCAACCUUUCGACCCAACGUUCUCACACUUUUGUACAAUUCGAAAAGAAAAUCCCUGGGGCUUUUUUUCUUUCUUUCAUUGUGGUGUUAUUUUUUUAUAGCGGGAUUUGAAAAAUUGUAAUUUGAAUUCAACGGCCUCUUCUUUAUAUAAAGAAAAUUCUGACUGAGGGAACACCAAAUUAAUUAGGAUAAAUGGUCAAGUCGAAUUUCUUCGAGCUGGAACAGAUCAUAGAAAUGUCUUCGGAGACACAUUCUUUUCCAUGAACGAUUUGAGGGCAUUUUAGGUUAUUAUGAAUGGCGAUGCAGUUCCAAGUUAUCCGAAGGUUGAAUAUUUGUACAGUCAUGAAGAAUGGAAGUACAGCAUGCGAAGGACGAUGCAAGAAAUUGUACCUGGUCUGUUCCUUGGACCGUACUCAUCCGCCAUGCGUUCGAAGCUCGAGGAGCUCAAAUCGUCCGGAAUAAAGGGAAUAGUCUGUGUCAGGCACUCGCUCGAGGCGCAGUUCAUCAGGCCCAACUUUCUCGACCAUUUUAGGUAUUUAAUCCUGGAUAUUGCAGACUCGACGUCCGAGAAUAUCAUCCAGCACUUUGUCACUGUUAGGGAUUUCAUCAAUGAAAUCCUUGAGUCAGGUGGUAAAGUUCUUGUACAUGGAAAUGCCGGUAUAUCAAGAAGUGCCGCUCUAGUUCUAGCCUACGUCAUGGAAAAAUACGGUUUAGAAUUUAAGAAAGCUUAUGAUCUCGUUCAGCAGAGACGCUUCUGCAUUAAUCCAAAUGUGGGCUUCAUGUUCCAGCUAGAGGAAUAUGAGCCGAUUUACAAAGCGCGCCUGCUCCAGUGCUCUCAAUCACCAUCUAAAAUCAUAAACAAACGUACCUGCGAUGAAAUAGAGGAAGACUAAAGCAAUAAUCAAGAUUGAUUAUAUUAAAAAAAGAAAUAAAAAUAAUUUUAUUCUGACGUGU
Molecule: messenger RNA, 1036 nt
Organism: Cimex lectularius (bed bug)
Lineage: Eukaryota; Metazoa; Arthropoda; Insecta; Hemiptera; Cimicidae
Product: serine/threonine/tyrosine-interacting protein B-like
Exons: 3
Coding region: 373-975 (200 amino acids)
Biological process (GO): protein dephosphorylation; negative regulation of protein binding; negative regulation of SCF-dependent proteasomal ubiquitin-dependent catabolic process
Cellular component (GO): cytoplasm; nucleoplasm
Molecular function (GO): F-box domain binding; protein tyrosine/serine/threonine phosphatase activity
Source: RefSeq, a predicted model, not a curated record